Messenger RNA from Phymastichus coffea, 970 nucleotides. Its product is annotated as lipopolysaccharide-induced tumor necrosis factor-alpha factor homolog. The record is from RefSeq and is a predicted model, not a curated record. The coding region runs from base 110 to 445 and encodes 111 amino acids. Gene Ontology annotation, molecular function: zinc ion binding. The transcript is spliced from 4 exons. Lineage: Eukaryota; Metazoa; Arthropoda; Insecta; Hymenoptera; Eulophidae.
GAGCGCAGCCAGCAACCAUACGUUAGGCAGCUCAGUCGAGUGCCAAGUGUCACUGCGUGCGCACAAUCGUACGCCAUUUUCGUCAACGCGAGCAAGCAACAGAUAAGCGAUGUACAAAAACGGACCACCACCUCCAGGCUUUGUGCCGCCGCCUCCGUACAGUCCACAUGCGCCUCCGCCGCAGCCACAAGGCCCAAACGUUGUCAUCAUGACGAGUCCACAAGUUGGACCAGAUCCAACGACGAUGACCUGCCCGUACUGCCAGUCGACUAUCACUACGAAUAUGGAAACUGAGGCUUCGACCAAAACUCAUCUUUUCUUCCUGCUUCUUUGUUUAAUUGGUUGCUGGCCAUGUGCUCCGUGCGUCUACUGUGCCGACAGCUGUAUGGCUAAGAAGCAUUAUUGCCCGAAUUGUCACAAGUUCCUCGGCGUUUAUGACGGCUAGUCGCAAAUCAAGUUUGAGCUGCGCCAAUCGAAUUUCUUAGGCAGCAUUUCUUUUCCUUUCCUUCAGAUUUCUAAGCGUGAUAUUCAAACAAAAAACUCCAAGAAAGUUUGCUGUUUACUGAUAUGCACAAAGUUCUAUCUUUUCUAAAAAAUAUAUUCAAUUACAUGCUUUCAUUGUAAUUUUCAUUAUUGUUUCUACGUAUGUCAACGUGAGAGAUGGCCAUCCAUUUUUUUUUCUAUUGCGAUAUGCACAGUUUUAUAUAAUGCUCUAGUUUUAUAUACAGUUACGUUUUAGAUUUUACUUGAACGAAAAAAAACUAAGUAUAUCUAACAAUAAGUGUUCCCUUGAUUGUUGAAUUGCAAGAGCAUUAAAUGUUUGUACUUUCUAAGAAGUGCACCGUUAAAUGGUCAUUAUUGUCUUUUUGUGAACAAAAAAAGAUAUACGACUAUGAGUCUUAUUGAACUCUAUUCCAAGGAUUGAAUAUUUAUAGGUUUUGCGAAAAUAAAUUUAUUUAUUUUAAACGUA